Molecule: messenger RNA, 11098 nt
Organism: Nerophis ophidion (straightnose pipefish)
Lineage: Eukaryota; Metazoa; Chordata; Actinopteri; Syngnathiformes; Syngnathidae
Gene: ubr1
Product: ubiquitin protein ligase E3 component n-recognin 1
Exons: 46
Coding region: 235-5523 (1762 amino acids)
Biological process (GO): ubiquitin-dependent protein catabolic process via the N-end rule pathway; protein ubiquitination
Cellular component (GO): ubiquitin ligase complex; cytoplasm
Molecular function (GO): zinc ion binding; ubiquitin protein ligase activity
Source: RefSeq, a predicted model, not a curated record
AAGGGGGGGUGGUGGUCUCCACAGCUUCAGAGCUCGGAUUUGUUAUGUUUACUCAAACCAUAAACAAAAACGAUUCAAAACCUACUAGUUGUAUGUUAGUAUUUCAUAGAAAAAUCUAAUAUUAGUAUUCAUUUUCGUGCCAAGUGUAAAUUGUAAGUAUUUACUAAUGCGUUCUAUUACAAGGGAAGUGUAGCUUAACGACAUUCACAUUCCCUCCUUUACGGCAAAUGGAAUAUGGCGGAGGCUGAGAAACCUUUUGACGAGCUGGAGCUCAUUAAGGAAUGGCAGGCGUCCGCAGACCUGCAGGCGCCCCUGUACGACUACCUGAGAAAGCAGGUGCCUCGGAUCUUUUGUCACAAGGAGCAGCCCAUCCCUCAGGAGGAAGAGGAGCGCACACAGAGACUCCUUCUCCAUCCUCUGGAGUACUUCCUGUUUGGUGAAGAUCCCGACGAAGGUGUGGAGAAGCUCAAGCAGGGCAGUACGUCUUCCCAGCUCUGUGGACGUGUCUUUAAAGAGGGAGAGACGGUCUACUCCUGCAGGGAUUGUGCAAUAGAUCCCACGUGUGUGCUGUGCAUGGACUGUUUCCAGGAGAGUGUACACAAAAGUCAUCAUUACAAGAUGCAUGCCUCAUCAGGUGGGGGCUUCUGUGACUGUGGGGACGUGGAAGCUUGGAAGAUUGGUCCGUCUUGCUCCAAACACGACCCAGAAGCAGACACCGCCAUGGUAACGGAUGAGUGCACAUUGGAGCCCGAGUUGAGUGAUCGGGCCGAGAUUCUCUUCCGCGUAUUGCUGAACUACUACACAGAAUUCCUGGACUGGGCGGAAGACCGUCACCUUUCACAUCAACUAAAACCUGACGAAAGAGACAACUCAUACUUCUGUGUGCUGUACAACGACGAGCACCACUCGUACGACCAUGUGAUCUACACUCUCCAACGGUCCGUUAACUGUGACCAGGCAGCAGCGCAGACUCACACAGUUCUUAUUGACAAGGAGGGUCGGCGGGCCGUAAAGAGAGGAAGUCUUGAGUCGUGCCAGCAAGCCAAAGACCUCAUCAAGUCCAACUCAGAGCACAUUUCCCUGCAGCCUCUGCGUGUGGAAGUCCUGCACUCGGCCAUCAUGGCUCAUCAAACAUUUGCCCUGCGCCUCGGCUCCUGGUUCCAAAAGAUCAUCGGUUAUUCAGUGGGCUUCAGACAGGCCUUCUGCAGGGUGGCACUAGAGCCUAGCAAAGAGCAGAGCAGCCUGUGCUGCAUCAGCAGACUCAUGUUGCUUGAUGCCAAAUUGUACAAAGGAGCUCGCAAGAUGACACAUGAUCUGAUUUUCUGUAGCAUAUUAAUGGAGACUGAAUUCAAGAGGCUGUUUGCAAUUGAAUUCACAAAGCUUUAUAAGGAUCUUCAGAAUAACUUCAUCGAUGACGAUCAUGACAGGAGUAUUUCCAUCACUGCACUCUCUGUUCAGAUCUUCACUGUGCCCACACUGGCAAGAUACCUUAUUGAGGAAACAAGCGUCAUUUCAAGGAUUGUUAAUACAGUCAUGGCGCUCCUAUUAGAGCAUCUGGAUGUUAACAAUCGCUUCUUCUUCUUGGGCUACAACUCUGACAAGUUUAACCGCAUCCAGGUCAUUUUCCAUGAUCUCAGAUACGUUCUGAUUAGUAAACCGUCCACAUGGAAUUCUAAACUUCGGAAGCAGUUCAUAGAAGGAUUCAAUUCCUUUCUUGGCCUUCUCAAAUGCAUGCAGGGAAUGGAGGAGUUAGAGCGUCAGUUUGGUCAACAUAUCGCAGUGGAGCCAGAAUGGGAAGCUGGCUUCACCCUUCAGAUCCAGCUCCGACAUAUUCUCGCUAUGUUUCAGGACUGGUGCUCUUCUGAUGACAAGAUUUUACUGGAAGCUUUCAGACAUUGCCACAAACUCUUGCAGCAAUGCAACAAUCAGCCCUUUCGCAGAGAGGCAGCUGAUAACUAUAUGUGCAAACAGAUCCUCAACGUUCGGCCCUACAAAGUCUCUCAAGAGCCUGUCAGCAUUCAUGUACCUCUUUCUAGGCUGCUAGCUGGCCUAUAUGUACUUGCCUGCAAGAAUGGAUUACAUGAUCAACUGUGGGACAAACAAUGUUAUGACUUUUCCACCCUGGCUGAGCAUCCUCUGCGCUGCGUGGUGCUGGCUGCACAGGUAUCGGCUGAAAUGUGGCGCAGGAAUGGGCUCUCUUUGGUCAGCCAGGUGUACUACUAUCAAGAUGUUAAAUGCAGAGAUGAGAUGUACGAUAAAGACAUCCUCAUGCUUCAGAUCGCUGCUUCUAGAAUGGAUGCAAACCAUUUUCUCAUGCUGAUCUUGUUGAGAUUUGAACUCUUUAAUUUCUUCAAUGGAAGUUGUUCGUGUCGAGACCAUAAUGAACUGGUGCAGUGGAAUCGACUGACAGAAGAGAUGCUGUACCUCCUUAUUGUCAUCGUUGGUGAACGCUAUGUCCCCGGGGUCAGUAACGUGACCAAAGAGGAUGUGACAAUGAGAGAGGUCAUCCACCUGCUGUGCAUUGAGCCCAUGGCACACAGUAGCCUGGUCAAAGGCCUACCAAAGAAUGAGAGCCAUGAAACAGGUCUGGAGUCUGUCAUCAGCAAAGUUGCCACUUUCAAGAAACCAGGCGUGUCCGGACAUGGCUUAUAUGAGGUCAAAAAGGAGAACCUGCUCCAGUUCAACCCUUUCUUUUACCAUUAUUCACGCUCGCAACACAGCAAGGCUGAAGAGUCGCAAAAGAAGAGGCGUGUUCAGGAAAGCAAAGACAAAGCUUUGCGUCCUCCGGUGCCGCCUCCCUUCUGUCCAGCCUUCUCCUGUAUUGUACGCCUGCUCUGCUGUGACAUCCUCGUCCACGUCCUCAGACGAGUCCUGCAGAGGGCAGCGGAGGAAAAGUCCACUCACUGGACGGAAAUAAUGAUCCAGCGGGCCCUGCACCUUAUCGGCCAGGCACUACUUGAAGAAAAAACCCAGCUUGAGGAUCGCACUGUAGAGGAAGUGACCUUUGAUUUCAGCUUGAAGGCCCGCAGAGUUGGUUCAGAACACGGCAAGUCUCUCUUCCUCUUGCUGUCAAAAAUGAAGAGCGCUCGUCCGCUUGAAGCCCAAAAAGACAUGAUCUUGUGGCUACUACAGAUGUUUGAAAUAGUCUUGUGCCUCAGAGAGAAGUCCAGUCCAACUACUUCCAUGAGUAUGGAUACGAGCAAGCCUGAGGAGCUAUGUUUUUUACAGAGUGCUCAGGACAAAGAAAAAGCUGAACGCAAACGGAAGGCUGAAGCAGCCAAACUUCACCGCCAGAAAAUCAUGGCUCAAAUGUCGGCCAUGCAGAAAAACUUCAUUGAGUCCAACAAGAUGCUCUAUGAAAACAUGCCAGACAGCGGCAUGCAGGGAACGCCUGUUGCAUCUACAGUGAGCGCCAUUGAACAUAAGGAGCUGUGCAUCGCCGUAGGGCCCCAACGAGGGUCCACCCCUGCCGAGAGGGAGGUGUUGACCUGCAUUCUUUGUCAAGAGGAACAGGAAGUGAUGGCCCAGGCUCCAGCCAUGGUGCUAACAGCGUGUGUCCAGAGAUCCACUGUGUUGACUCAAUGCAGAGGAAAGAUACCCAUCAGCAGUGCUGACGCCACAUCCUACCCAUCAUUCAUGCCUCCUGAACUGGCCGUGGGCACCCACACGGGCAGCUGUGGACAUGUCAUGCAUGCCACAUGCUGGCAAAAAUAUUUUGAGGCAGUCCAGAAUACAACCAGAAACCGUCUUCACGCUGAACUCAUCAUCGACCUUGAGAAUGGGGAGUACAUGUGUCCUCUGUGCAAGUCUCUAUGCAAUACCGUUGUCCCCCUCAUCCCCUUGGAGCCAAUUGUAUUCAACUAUGAAAAUGCCGAGAUAAUUGGUCAACAUUUGACUAUGACUCGCUGGAUUCACAUCCUUGAGGCCAGGAUUAAAGGACUCAAGGCCAUCACUCAGGACAAUGAUUGCAACAUGGAAAGCAGUAAUAAUGACAACUCAAUGUUAUGUGGAGAGGGUCUGCCAGAUUUCCGAUCCAUCCUAAGCUACGGCGUACAAGAACCGAGAAAAUUCUCCGACAGUAUAGCCGAGAUGCUGGUAGUGUGCGCCACCACAAUCCACAGGGUGGGGCUUCAAACGGUACCCAAUGAGCUGUGUCCACGUGUGCCCCUCAUGGCCUGGAACACCUGUGCCUUUACUAUUCAGGCCAUUGGUAUGACUUGUAUGUUUUAUCAAAGCUGUUUUACUUUCACAAUUGUGUCAAUGUACUUCACAGACAACAUAUUGCAGGAAGAAGAGAAGCCGCUGUUUGGGUCUUUACAAAACAGACAGCUGGCAGGUCUGAAAGCGAUCGUUCAGUUCUCAGCAGCACAGAGAAUCAAAUGCUCGCAGGCUGUCAUCCAAAGACACUUCACUGACAUGUUAGCAGUCCUGCUGCCAGUCACAAGCAGAAAGAACACACCAUCUAUUCUGGAAGUCGACUUUUUCCAUCUUCUAGUGGGUUUAGUGUUGUCUCUGCCCUCGCUGUACCAAGAAGAAGCCGUAGACUUGCAGCCAUCUGCUGUCAGUUCGGCCUACAACCACCUGUAUGUCCUGCAUCUGGUCACAAUGGCUCACAUCGUGCAGGUUAUGCUCCUCACAACAGACUUCCCUGUAGUCACUGAAGAGGGGACAGAGGAGGCCAGAGCAGCAGCAGAAGUUCUUAAUGUAGUGUCGCAAUACACUAGCAGACUGCUCUCAGAUGUGUCUGGUGCCUCUGCGGCCAGGAGAGUGAAAACGGGAAUCAUUUCUUUUCUUCGCUGCACCGCUCUCUUUUUCAGCUGCCUCACUGGUGUCCGUCCCCCAGAGGAGCUUUUUUCCACUUCUGUUUCCAGUCAAGACCAGAUGGAGGCACUGUGCAGCUUCUUGGCUCUGCCCGCCAACGUAUUCCAGCUCUUCCAGGAGCACAGAGAUACUGUAGCACCGCUGCUGCAAACAUGGUGCAGCAGCUCAGCGAUAACCAAAGCCCUGAAAAGCAAAAUUCAAACAGUCAGAUACCCCAGGAGAAUAAACCAUUUGAUUGAGCUCCCAGAGGAUUACAGUGCCCUCCUCAACCAAGCAAGCCAUUUCCAGUGUCCCAAGUCUGCAGAUGACGAGAGGAAGCAUCCCACCCUGUGCCUGUUCUGUGGCGCCAUGCUGUGCUCUCAGAGCUCCUGCUGCCUCAGUCAGCUGGAUGGAGAAGACGUGGGCGCCUGUACUGCCCAUGCUGCCACCUGUGGUGCAGGAGUGGGCAUGUUUCUCAGGAUAAGAGAGUGUGAAAUUGUCCUGAUGGCCAGUAAGACUCGAGGAAGCACGUAUCCUGCUCCUUAUUUGGAUGACUACGGCGAGACUGACCCUCAUCUCGGGCGAGGCAAUCCAUUGCACCUUUGUCCGGAGCGUUACAGGAAGUUGAAGCAGAUGUGGCAGCAGCACUGCAUCCUGGAGGAAAUCGCUCGCAGUCUGGAGUUGGUCAACGUCAUGUUCGCUUUCGACUGGCAGAUGUUGUGAUGGAGGAGCCAGCAGAAAAGGCAGAGUCGUGAAGAAGCUUGUGUGGAGACGCUCUCUGCUGCUUCCUGGUAGGCACGAACAUGCAACAAAGCCAGGAGAGGGAGGGGGAAUAAAAGACAGAAAACAAACAAGAGGUCUCCUAGCGGAUUAGCCUUGUUUUAAUUUGUCUUCUCUGAGAAUGUCAGUGAGCUCCUGUUAAAAGAAACCAGUAGAGACUCAUUUAAAGAAAGACAUACAUUAGAUUCACAUGUAAUGACCUUUAUCCUACGCACUGGUCUUACUUUGUCAUAACUUGUACAUGUAAAUUUCUGAUGCUAUAUCAACCACUUUUCAAUUUGCCUUUGUAUUAUUUACCUGCUUAUCUCACGUUUUUGCCACCUAGUCUUUGCUAUCUUGCAGAAACUUGAAUCAAUAUAACUUUCCUCUGAUUACUAAGGCCACAUUUCAACAACUUCAUCGUGUUUAUUUAUUCAACAAAUUAACACGGAUCUAAAAAGUGCACCAGUUGUAAAGAUGCUUUUAAAUCACACAUGUAUCAUAUCUUAGCCUUUCAAAACAAGGUGACUUGUGUAUGAGUGUGCUGUUUGAUAGCACUGCAGGACGUCCAGGAUAGGGUAAUAAAGACACCAGUCAAAGUACCAAUAAGUCUCUUAUGUUUCACACAGUAUGACAGUACAUGAAACCAUAAAAACAAAUCUGCUACAGACAUCCUAGUUCUCCUGAAUUGGAUUUUUCCAAAUAUCAAUACUUUUAAUGGAUAAUUCUCUGCUUGCAACAUUACAUGUUUUUUAUUUUCUACAUUGAGGUCAAUGAAGUCAUGCUUGGAUGAUUUUGGUGUAGAAGGAUUUGAGAUCCAUCAAACCCCUUUGAGAUAGACUUACACACACUUCACAAACUGAAGUCUAAGCAAGAUUAUAUGAAAUUAAGGGGGGGGGAAAUACAUAUAAUUAUAUAUAUAUAUAUAUAUGUGCGUGUAUCUGUAUUUAAAAACCCCAUUUCCAUAUGAGUUGGGAAAUUGUGUUGGAUGUAAAUAUAAACAGAAUACAAUGAUUUGCAAAUCAUUUUCAACCCAUAUUCAGUUGAAUGCACUACGAAGACAAGAUAUUUGCUGUUCAAACUCAUAAAAUGUAUUUCAUUUUGCAAAUAAUGUUUUACUUAGAAUUUCAUGGCUGCAACACGUGCCAAAGUAGUUGGGAAAGGACAUGUUCACCACUGUGUUACAUCACCUUUUCUUUUAAUAACACUCAAUAAAUGUUUGGGAACUGAGGAAACUAAUUGUUGAAGCUUUUAAAGUGGAAUUCUUUCCCAUUAUUGUUUUAUGUAGAGUUUCAGUCGUUCAACAGUCCGGGGUCUCCGCUGUCGUAAUUUGUGCUUCAUAAUGCGCCACACAUUUUCGAUGGGAGACAGGUCUGGACUGCAGGCGGGCCAGGAAAGUACCCACACUCUUUUACUACAAAGCCACGCUGUUGUAACACUUGUCUUGCUGAAAUAAGCAGGGGCGUCCAUGAUAACGUUGCUUGGAUGACAUUUGUUGCUCCAAAACCUGCAUGGACCUUUCAGCAUUAAUGGUGCCUUCACAGAUGUGUAAAUUACCCAUGCCUUGAGCACUAAUACACCCCCAUACCAUCACAGAUGCUGGCUUUUGAACUUUGCGCCUAUAACAAUCCGGAUGGUUAUUUUCCUCCUUGUUCCGGAGGACACCACGUCCACAGUUUCCAAAUAUAAUUUGAAAUGUGGACUCGUCAGACCACAGAACACCUUUCUACUUUGCAUCAGUCCAUCUUAGAUGAGCUGAGGCCCAGCCAAGCUGGUGGCAUUUCAGGAUAUUGUUGAUAAAUUUCGUUGGACCUGUACAUGCACAAUGACAAUAAAGAUAAUUCAUUCAUUCAUAAAUGGGUUUGGCUUUGCAUAUUAGAGUUUUAACUUGCACUUACAGAUGUAGCGAACAACUGUAGUUACUGACGGUGGUUAUAUGAAGUGUUUCUGAGCCCAUGUGGUGAUAUCCUUUACACACUGAUGUCGGUUUUUGAUGAUCAAUAGUCCGUAAUAGCAUCGCUUAUGUGCAGUGAUUUCUCCAGAUUCUCUUAACUUUUUGAUGAUUUUACGGACCGUAGAUGGUAAAAUCCCUAAAUUCCUUGCAAUAGCUCGUUGAGGAAUGUUGUUCUAAAACUGUUCGAAAAUUUGCUUACAAUGUGGUGACCCUCGCCCAAUCCUUGUUUGUGAAUUACUUAGCAUUUCAUGGAAGCUGAUUUUAUACCCAAUCAUGGCACCCAACUGUUUCCAAUUAGCCUGCACACCUGUGGGAUGUUCCACAUAAGUGUUUGAUGAGCAUUCCUCAACUUUAUCAGUAUUUAUUGCCUCCUUUCCCAACUUCUUUGUCACGUGUUGCUGGCAUCUAAUUCUAAAGUUAAUGAUUAUUUGCAAAAAAAAAAUGUUUAUCAGUUUGAACAUCAAAUAUGUCUUUGUAGCAUAUUCAAUUGAAUAUGGGUUGAAAAUGAUUUGCAAAUCAUUGUAUUCCGACGUCAUAUUUACAUCCAACACAAUUUCCCAAUUCAUAUGGAAACGGGGUUUGUAUAUGUAUGUUUUUUUUUUAUACCAUAUAACACAUUUGCUGAAAUAAGCACAAUAAUCUAACAGAAGACGAACAUCUUUAUCUCUGCUGUUGGAUCAGUAACUACGGGUGCAUCUCAAUCAGUUACAAUAUGGUGCAAAAGUGAUUUUAAUUUCAGGAGUUUAAUUCAGACUGUUAUAGCUGAGGUGUCAAACUAAAAGCCCGGGGACUACAUCUGGCCUGCAAAAGCCUGGAAAUAAUAAAACACAUAAUCUUCAUUUACAUUUUGAAGGAAUAAAUUGUACUGCAUGUAGCUGCCAUUUUUAACUGAAUACUGUUUUAUUAUUCAACGCAACAAACUAUUAUAUGUUUUUGGUUCAUUGUAACCCUUUUUGAAAUAAAUUCUACAAAAAGUGAACUUUAAUAUCUGCCUGUCAUCUUGACUUGUGAUGCCAAUGCAAAGUUUGUUGGUAAACAAUGAUAAUAAUCAAAUUAAGGUGACAUUGUAUAAAGUGCACCCGCAUGCCUUUUUCCACAUUAUGUUACAAUCUUAUUCCAAAAUGGAAUAAGUUCAUUUUUGUCCUCGAAAUUCUACAGACAAUAUAUACCCCAUAAUGUAAAAAUGUGUUGUUGUUUUUUUGCAAAUGUAUUAAAACAACAAAAACAAAAAAUGCACAUACUGUAAGUAUUCACUCUAUUCACUCGCUCCAUCAGGUUAGAUGGGAAGUGUUGAUUUUCAUCCAGGAUGUCUCUGUACAUUGCUGCAUUCAUCUUAGUCUCGUCAGGGAGGUGACCAAGAACCUGAUGGCCACUCUGUCAGAACUCUAGCAUUCCUCUGUGAAGAGAGGAGAACCCUCCCUGCAACAAUUCACCAAUCAGGCCUUUACUUGAAGGAGGCAAUUUUUCUUAGUAACAGGUUAGCCAAAAUUCACUUGAUUAUGAAACAAAAUUAUCUGGUCGGAUGAGACAAAGAUUGAAUUCUUUGACGUGAAUGCCUGGCAUCAUGUUUGGAGGAAACAAGGCACCACUCAUCACCAGGCUAAUACCAUCCCUCCAGUAAAGCAUGGUGGUGUUAGCAUCAUGCUGUGGGGAUGAUUUUAUGUAGAGGGACUGGGAGACUACUCAGGUUAGAGGGAAAUAUGAAUUCAACAAUGUACAGAGACCUUCUGGAUUAACACCAUUCCCAUCCAACCUGAUGGAGAAUGAGAGGUGCUGCAAAGAGUAAUGUGCAAAACUGCCCAAAGAUAGGUGUGCCAAUUUCAAGCUUGUGGCAUCGUAUUCAUAGAGAAUUGAUGCUGUAAUGUCAGCCAAAGGUGCAUCAAAAAAGUAUUGAGCAAAUUAUGUGAAUAUUGUGGUUUCUUUUUUUUCUAAUUUGAAUACAUUUGCAACAUCAAAAAACUUUAUUACAUAGUGCUUGUAAUGCUUAUACCAUUAUUGAAUAUUGUUUGUAUAAUUUUGAGGACAAAAAUGUAUUUAUUCCAUGUAACAAAACAAAAUGAGGAAAACGUGAAGUGUUGUGAAUUCUUUGCAGAUGCACUGUACGUAAUACCAUGAGGCGAUUAUACAAAUGAUUAUAUUAUAUAUGUUUCAAUAUACAAAUGGUGCAUAACUGUAACAAUAUACAAAUGGUGCAUAACUGUAAUGUGGCCCACUAUGUAAGUGAGUUUGACACCCCUGAAUGAAAGGCUCUUGGAGUUUCCAGUUAUAAACCAGCCGUUGACUAUGAACUUUAUUUUAAUUUUUCAUAUUCUAUUAAACAUUGAUUUUAUUAGCUUUAAACUAUAAUCUUAACAAUUGUUGAACUUAGAAAUAUUUUUGUUUAAUAUUCAGUUGGUAAAUCUAUAUGGAAAAAAAAAGACUUUUCUACUUUAAACUACUUGAUUUGAACAUUUGAAAUAGUUUCUGAUUUACUGAGAUGUGCCUGGAUGAUAAGCAAAUAGGUCCAAAAUAGAAAGUCAUUUACAAAAAAAUAUUAUUAAAAGCAGAAUUAAACAUGUAUUUUUAAGUAUACGAUCAGUGUAGAGUACUCUGCAUUUAACCCUUCCCCUUGAGGUGAUGUUGUACCCGGGGACGCAAUCCAGGUCACAGGUCAGCAUAUUGUUCAGUGAAGCAUCCAUAUGUGGGCGACCAUGGGGCCAAAAUGGGUCUAGUUUCUUGCACAAGGACACAAAAGCAGUGACUGGGAUGGAAGAACGGGAAUUGAGCUCCAUCUACCUCCUGAGCCACUCUGCUCCGAGUCAAGAAUAUGAUGCUAAAAACACAUUCCCUGUUGGGGAUCAUCGCAGGGAGUUAAUCAAAUGAAGGGUUUCAGUUUAGUUUUUGACAAGUUGACUUUCCGGACACAACCCUAAUGGGGAAUCGAAAAUACCCUUUGAUGUGAUUGAGAGCCAGGUCCAACAUAAGUCAUCGUUCCCCCCACAAAGUGGAAGGACAACAAUUUCCCCAGAUGGAACUCUUAAAGUUGAAGUGCCUGUUCAAAGUGUCUCAUUAAUACAGUGUUACGUAGCAAAUAAAAAAUGUAAUUUUUUUAUUGUGGAUGAACUUAAAUUUCAUACCACAAAUUCAAGUAUUGAGAACAUUUCUUUGCGCACCACCCAAAAACUUUCCUAAAACAUGCAUGUUGACACGUUUGUCAACCAACUAAACUUUGUUUUUUUGCAUACUUUGCAAAAGUCUUAGGCCAUGUCUCGUUUUAUUCUUUAAAUGUACUUUUUGUCAGCAGUCGCAUGUUGUAAAGAGAAAAUAUGUGUUUUAAUGAAAAAACUAACUUUUGAGAGGCGAGGCCCACAAGGACAGCUUUGUUACAUUUUGGUGCAAAUUUUGAUAAAGAUGGUGACACAAGCAUCUAUUACUACAAUUUUCAAACUGUGGUACGUGAACCACUAGGGCUGCACGGGGUCCAUCUAGUGGUACGCCAAAUAAUCACUUGAUUUAGGUACAGUGAUUUAUAAACACAUAGUUACUGUUAAAACUUUGUGUAAUGGUACAGUGUCCAAAAAUACUAAAUAAACUUGUUUAAUCAAA